AUGGCUCCAGCUCUUAUCGAAGAAGUCACCGAACAGACUACUGUAGGCUACAAGUCUGGAGUUGGUCAGUACAAAGAAGCUGCUUUUGGUGGCCCAAAAGUAUUCCGGAAAGAGCUCGAGCUGCGCGGCACAGACAAGCACGCGCCUGCUAAAUACCCACACUACCUCCCGACUUGGGACAACGAGAAGGGACAGAGAUAUCCACCAUGGGAGCCGUUUGAGCACACUGAGCACGGAAAAGAUGCUGAUCCUUCUUUCCCUAACCUCUUAAAGGAUGCUACAGUUGCCGACAUUACCGCAAAUAUCGGCGCUGAAGUCCAUGGCGUCCAGCUGAGCAAGCUGACCGAUGCUGGAAAGGACGAACUCGCACUCUUUGUCGCCCAGAAGAAAGUUGUAGCGUUCCGCGACCAAGACUUUGCAGACAUCCCAAUCAAAGACGCUCUUGCUUUUGGUGGUUACUUCGGUCGGCACCACAUCCAUCCUACAUCCGGGGCUCCUGAAGGCUAUCCUGAGGUUCACCUUGUCCACCGAGGUACAGAUGACACCACUGCGCGAGAUUUCUUUGAAGAGCGAACGAACUCCAUUACUUGGCAUUCUGACGUGACGUAUGAGAAACAGCCACCCGGAACGACUUUCUUGUAUCUUCUUGAUGGACCAGCUGCUGGAGGCGACACUUUGUUCGCGAACCAGGCGGCAGCGUACAACAGACUCUCACCAGAGUUCAGAAAGCGACUACACGGCUUGAAAGUCGUCCACUCAGCUGUCGAGCAAGCCGACAACAGCAAGAACAGAGGUGGCAUUGUCCGUCGCGACCCAGUGACUUCAAUUCAUCCGCUUGUACGAACGCAUCCCGCUACUGGCGAGAAAGCGCUCUUCGUGAAUCCUCAAUUUAGCCGACGCAUCGUAGGCUUCAAGAAAGAGGAGUCGGACUUCCUACUCAACUUCCUAUACGAUCAUAUCGCGAAGGGCCAAGACUUCCAGGCACGCGUUAAAUGGGCGCCGGGUACUGUUGUGGUAUGGGAUAAUCGCGUUACGGCGCACAGUGCGUUGCUCGAUUGGGAUGACGGCGCGCGCAGGCAUUUGGCGAGGAUCACGCCGCAGGCCGAGGCUCCUUAUGAGACGGCAUUGGAAGAGCGCAAGGCUGCUGGCUUUGAGUAUUAGUAGAGUUAGUUUGCGAUAAUGUAUUGAGUCCUUGUUGACCCUUCGAAGCUUCGGUAUAUCCUGUGGUGAUCAUGUGCCAGCUGCUGUGUCCUGGAGGUACACGCGGCGUUCCCAAGCACUGCCAGAACACCAUGGCCAUAUCGUCUUCAGUCAGGCCAUGAUAAACAGGAUAGCAGGAAGCCCGUCAACGACAUUGGGCCUUUACUGAUGAUGUCGUAGUGAAUCGGGAAAAUCGCGAGGUUGGGGAAGGAAAGGAGUAUCGCGCGAGUUCAUUGCGUCAUAGUCUUUGCAGGGAGAAGCCUGCGAACACGGACACUUCAAACACAAUCGUUAGGACCAACACGAAGAAAAAACUGGACAGACCGCAAU
Messenger RNA from Alternaria alternata, 1530 nucleotides. Its product is annotated as TauD-domain-containing protein. The record is from RefSeq and is a predicted model, not a curated record. Gene Ontology annotation, cellular component: cytoplasm. Gene Ontology annotation, molecular function: 2-oxoglutarate-dependent dioxygenase activity. The transcript has 3 exons. The coding region runs from base 1 to 1161 and encodes 386 amino acids. NCBI's taxonomy places the organism in Eukaryota, Fungi, Ascomycota, Dothideomycetes, Pleosporales, Pleosporaceae.